Molecule: messenger RNA, 3783 nt
Organism: Didymosphaeria variabile
Lineage: Eukaryota; Fungi; Ascomycota; Dothideomycetes; Pleosporales; Didymosphaeriaceae
Exons: 2
Coding region: 1-3783 (1260 amino acids)
Cellular component (GO): plasma membrane
Molecular function (GO): calcium-activated cation channel activity
Source: RefSeq, a predicted model, not a curated record
AUGUCGGCCGCGAGCCCGGUGAUCCUCGCCCCACGGGAGACGCCCUCAGACUCGACUGGGGUUGCGCUGAACUCGACAAACCAGAGCAUCAAGACCUUCGCCGCCUCGCUCUCGACCGCCGCCAUCGUCUUUGGCAUUCAGAUCCUCGCUUUUCUGAUACUGAGCGGUAAUUGGAAAAUACGGCGGUCCAAGGAAACAACCGAGAAGGCAGCAGCACGGCAGAGUUUUUACUACAAAACCUCCUUCGUCUCUAAGCGCAAGCGAAUAGCCGCCCCUACGACCGCCAUCGAAUCGUUCAAGAAUGUCUUCACCAUCAGCGACCGCGAGGUCAUUCGCGUUGCAGGCGUGGACGGCUACCUCUUCUUGCAGUACCUCCAGCUACUGCUUCGCAUCUUCGUACCUAUGGCCAUCGUGAUCCUGCCGAUUCUCCUGCCUAUAAACCGCAUCGGCGAUGUGCCGGGCGUAUCGGGCCUGGACUCGUUUGCCUGGCCGAACGUCAGCGUAACGUCCAAGCGUAGGCGACUCUGGGCCCACGCCGUCUUGGCCGUCUUGGUGGUCGUCUGGGUGUGCUACAACUUUUACAGGGCUCUGAGGAAAUUCGUGCGUCUAAGGCAGACCAUUCUCACCUUGCCAGAGCAUCGCAUUCGCGCUUCUGCUACCACCAUUCUGGUGCAGAGCAUCCCUCGAAAGUGGCUCACCGUUGCUGCACUCGAUGCUCUAUACGAUGUUUUCCCGGGCGGAAUCAAGGAGAUUUGGAUCAACCGCAACUACGACGAUCUAGCUGAGAAGGUCAAGAAGCGAACCAAGAUUGCACUAUCACUCGAAAACGCCGAAGUGAACCUCAUCAUUGAAUGCACCAAGAAGGACAAGAAAAUGGAAGAGAAAAAGGCAAAGCAAGAGGGCAAAAAGAAAAGUAAAAAGGAGAAGAAAGCCGAGGAAGACACGCAGAACGCGGUCAUCCAUCAUGAAACGCAAGAACACGGAGUGAGCGUUAACAACCCACAUCAAAUCGAGCAGACCCUCCAGGAAGUGUUGAAGGAGGACUCGUCGAGUUCUUCGUCUUCUUCUUCUUCGUCUUCUUCCCGGUCGUCUUCACCCGAACGCAGGCGCAAAAUCCUUCCUAUACCGAUCUUGGGCGAAGGCAUCCAGGCUGUCGGGGACGGCUUCCGUGAUGUUGGAAGAUUCGGUGGCAAGGUGGUCGGUGGUUUCACUGGUGGGAUCAAAGGCGCAUUCGGCAACAAACACGGCCACAACCGUGACAGGUCUCAUCCUGAGACGAUCACCUCUGAAAGCACUAGCUCACCCGUGACCGCUGAUUUUGAUGGGAGGGGGACAAGUUCCGAUACCUAUACCCCGUUGAAUGACCCAGCCAAAGUGAAGUUCGAUUCCGAUGGGACUGCGACCGAACCAAACUCUCCCGUCUCCACACAUGACAAGAAGCGCCCUCAUACGGCGGAGUCUACACUGGGUCCGCUUAAGGCGAUUAAUACCAUUAAGAACUCAAAGCUGAACCCAAUCCGGCGAUUGAGCGACUUUGCUAGUCCCCAGCCGUUCCGCGCCGAGGGAGAAGAAUUCCCGUUGGAAAUCCAGAAGACUGAGGACGUCAAUUAUGACUAUGCUGGCGUCUAUGAUCCGUCUUUCAUCGAAGAUGGCGAGGAGGCUCUCUGGAGAAAGUACAUCAAGCCAAAGGAUCGCGAAACGAUGCGUGUGCCUCUGUUCGACAAGUCUUGGUGGCCGUCAAUUCCUUUGAUCGGCAAGAAAGUUGACACAAUUUACUACUGCCGCAGAGAGCUGGCUCGAUUGAACCACGAAAUUGGCCUAGACCAAUCUAAUUUGGAACAGUUUCCUUUGAUGAACUCUGCCUUUAUUCAAUUCAAUCAUCAGGUUGCAGCACAUAUGGCCUGUCAGUCGCUCAGUCACCACAUUCCUCAACAGAUGAACCCCCGAACUGUCGAGGUCAAUCCCAAUGAAGUCAUCUGGGAUAACCUCACAUUGCCCUGGUGGUCACGCUACAUCCGGAUGUUGGUCAUCGUCGCAAUCAUUGUGACCUUGAUCAUCUUGUGGACGCCUUUGGUCGCCUUCACCGGAGGCCUCUCGAAAAUCUCGACUUUGACGGAUCAAGUAUCAUGGCUCGCGUGGAUAGAGAAACUGCCAGUAUGGCUCAUCAGUUUCAUCCAAGGUGUGUUGCCUCCCCUCAUUCUUGCUAUCUUAUUCGCCGUUCUACCCAUUAUCUUGCGUCUCAUGGCUGAGAUAACUGGUACAACUACAAUGGGCGAGAGAGAGCUGCUGGUUCAAAACUUCUACUUCGCAUUCGUGUUCGUCCAAUUGUUCCUAGUUGUGUCGAUCUCUUCAGGCAUCACAGGUAUUCUCGACUCUGCCCUCAAGGACCCGUCCAGCGCGGGCAAUACCAUUAUCAACAUCCCGCAGACGCUUGCUCAAGACCUUCCAAAAUCUGCCGAUUACUUCUUCUCGUACAUGAUUCUGCAGGCAUUCAGUAUCAGUUCGGGAACUUUGUUACAGAUCGCCGCAGUAGCACUCCUUCUGUUUAGUCGUUUCCUGGACACUACUCCUCGGCAGAAGGUCGCUCGGGUACUUAGCCGGCCAGGUAUUACCUGGGGAAACAUGAUUCCGGUUUAUACGAAUUUCGGCGCCAUUGGACUCAUCUAUGCCGUCAUCGCGCCGUUGCUGAUGGUUGUAUUGAUGAUCACAUUCAGUCUCUUCUGGUUCACCUACAGGUACCAGAUGAUCUACGUCUCGUACGCUAAAGCUGAAACCAAUGGCCUGAUCUUCCCGAAGGCGAUCAAUCAACUCUUCACUGGCUUGUACUUCCUCGAGAUUACCUUGAUCGGUCUUUUCUUCCUGCAACGGUUUGAAGGCGAACUCUCUUGCUUCCCACAGGCAAUCAUUAUGAUUAUCACUCUGGUGUUUACAGUCUUCUUUCAACUGCUUCUCAACCGCGCAUUCGGGCCUCUCUACACAUACCUCCCCAUUACUUUCGAAGACGAGGCAGUAGAACGCGAUCAAGAGUUCCAGCGUGCACAAGCCACUCGCUGGCAAUCUAAGAGCGAUGGUAAAAGCGGUGACGCGGACGAGCACACCUCUCUCAACAGCGAGCUUUCCGCUCGCGAGAAGGCCGAGCGCCGCGAAUCCCAGCGCCUGGAAGACGAAGAUCGUCACCGCUCACAGGCCUACCACGACGGCGGCAUCGAGCUCAAGCAAUUCGAAAGCAGCGGCAAGAAUACGCCCCGCAUUAGCGAGUCCCCUGAACGCAUGCGCCGUCCCAAGUGGGCCGACCGCUCACGCUCACAAUCCCACCACAAAGGCGACAAGUCGCACAGCCACUCCUCGCACGACUUCGCUCACAGAUCGAACCCCAGCACCCCGAAGAAGAACAAGAAGCAGCACGUCAGCCCCCUUGACGCUGUGACCAACGCUCUCAAAGCCGGCGUCGACGAUCUCGGCCGCCCCAUUCGCGACAUCGAGUCUCAGACCCUCCCUACCGCAAACCUCUUCGACAACAUUGACGACCAGCUCGAAGACAUCGAGCCCGAGGCCCGCCAGAAGCUGAUUAAGCGCAGUUUCCAGCAUCCUGCCACACGCGCUAUUCAACCUGCGAUCUGGAUCCCGCAUGACGAGCUGGGCAUAGCGGCGGAUGAGAUCGGACGCACGGGGCAAUUCAGUAGGAAGAUCUGGAUUACGAGUGUGAAUGCGAGGUUGGAUGCGAGUGGGCAUGUGCUGUAUAGGGGGAUUGCCGCCGGAUCGGGAUCCGUUCGAGAACAUUGA